AUGCAAACUGCAUCAAUAUUUAAUGGAAUAUAUGUAGUAUAAAAAAAGAUAUCUUCUGGAUCAUUUGGAGUAGUACUCUUAGGACAUGAUAAGGAAAAAAAUGUUGAUGUGGCUAUCAAAAUAGAAAAAGAAGAGAAUGAAGAUGUACGUUCAUUAGAGAGGGAAGUUUAAGUGUUAGAAAGAUUGUAAGGAACUGAUGGGAUACCCAAAUUAUUAUGGCAUGGAUAAUAGGAUGAAUACAAUGUAAUCAUUCUUUAGUUGUUGGGAAAGGAUCUGUCUUAUUAUAUGAAAACAAAGAAGAAGUUUUCUUUUAAAACAACCAUAUAAUUGGGCAUACAGAUUGUUCAUGUUUUAGAGAGGAUACAUAAUAAAGGUGUUGUACAUAGAGAUUUGAAACCUGAAAAUAUUUUAUUUGGAAUUGAGGAUGAAUCAUCUAAAAUAUAUGUAGUCGAUUUUGGGAUCAGCAAAAUAUUUAGAGAUGCCUAAGGAAAUAUAUUGUAAUUACUUUUAUGUAAUUAGAUUAGACCUUUUAGAGAUAAUGCAUCGUUUAUAGGUACUACAAGGUAUGCAUCAAUUGCUGCACAUAAGGGUUAUGAGUUAAGUAGAAAGGAUGAUAUCGAAUCAUUAAUAUAUGUGUUAUUGUAUUUCAUGAAAGGGUAAAGGAAUCUUGAAUUAUCAGAAGUCUAGGCAGCUUCCAUGGCAAAAUAUGCAGAAUGUCAGUGAUGAAGAAAGAACUGUCAAAGUCGGUGAAAUGAAAAUGAAUAUAGACCCAAGAGAAUUAUGCAAAGAUGUACCUAUUGAAUUUGCUAAAAUUCUAGAGUAAGUUGAUUAUAUUAAAUUCUAUAGAUAUUUGAAAUAAUUACAAUAUAAUAGUGAACCUAAUUAUUGUUUUGUGUAUCAUUAAUUUGAAAAGGCUGCUGAGAAUUAAGGAAUUCAAUUAGAUAAUAUAUAUGAUUGGGAUUAAUAGUAAUAAAUGAAGAUCUCUUAAAAUAAUGAGAAUUUUGAUAAUUUUUAAAGAUCAACUACUUAAUAAUAAUUGUAGCCUCCCUAAUCUACAGAAAUGAAGAAAUCUGUUGAGAAAUAAGGAUCCAAUUUAAUUAGAUAGUAAUUAUAAUUCUUUAUCUGAUAGAUUAAGUAACAAUCAAUUUUUAAUACCACCUUCAUAAUUGAAGAGACAAGAUUCUUAAUAGCCAAGUGUGGUUUCUGGAAGUGUGAUGUUGAGUACUUAUAACUCAAUAAGGCCAAAAUACUAACCUUCACAAAUAGCUUUUGAUAUUAAAGUGUGUGGUGAUGACAGUUGUCCAUAAGAUAUUGCUUAAAAUAUGAAAUAGACUGCUGAAACAGGCAAUUAAAAUGGUAGAUAAAAUUCUUGUGCAGAGACAGUUGGUUGGAAAGAUUCAGUUUUUGAAGAAAAUUUUGAAGAAAUUCCACUCUCUAAAAAGUAUAGUAUGCUAAAAUAGAAAGGAGUUGCAAUGUAUAUAAUUUUAUUUUAUAUGUAUAGUUAAAAAAAGAGAAAAACUAGUUAAAGUCCUAAUCAAUAAAGGAAAAAGAAUUGA
Messenger RNA from Paramecium pentaurelia, 1556 nucleotides. NCBI's taxonomy places the organism in Eukaryota, Ciliophora, Oligohymenophorea, Peniculida, Parameciidae. The record is from the annotation of a GenBank genome assembly.